CCUCGGUGACGUCAAUACGGUUGACUGAGGCGACUCCGAUAACAGCAGCGAAGCAGCCAUUUUUCACUUAGAAUUAACAAAAUCUCGCCCCAAUCGGUUCGUGCACCUAAUCUCACCCCGCAAACAGUUCUCGUUUAGUCAGCAAUGAAUCCAGAAUAUGACUAUUUGUUUAAACUCCUGCUCAUUGGCGACAGUGGUGUUGGGAAGUCGUGUCUCCUACUUAGGUUUGCCGACGAUUCCUACACCGAGUCUUACAUAAGCACAAUUGGAGUUGACUUUAAAAUAAGAACCAUAGAGUUGGACGGCAAGUCCAUCAAACUGCAGAUCUGGGACACGGCCGGCCAAGAACGUUUCCGCACCAUUACGUCAAGUUAUUACCGUGGCGCACAUGGAAUCAUUGUUGUCUACGACUGCACUGACCAGGAGUCUUUCAACAAUGUCAAGCAGUGGCUUGAAGAAAUUGAUCGUUAUGCUUGCGAUAAUGUCAACAAACUGCUCGUGGGCAACAAAUUUGACCUGACGACCAAGAAAGUGGUCGACUACACCACAGCCAAGGAGUAUGCAGAUCAACUAGGCAUUCCGUUUUUGGAAACAUCGGCAAAGAACGCAACCAACGUGGAGCAGGCUUUCAUGACGAUGGCUGCUGAAAUCAAAAACCGAGUCGGGCCUCCCUCUUCUGCAGCAGACACAGCGAACAAGGUUAAAAUCGACCAGGGCAGGCCUAUUGAGAGCAGCAAAUCUGGCUGCUGCUGAAGUCCAUAAAGAGGGAAGGAGGCUACUGCAAGCGAUGCCAGACCAAAUUAGCUGCUGUUGCUUCUCCUGUAUUGCAAAAAGUGGCCGAGUGGGACUGUGAUUAUAGAACUGUUAUUCGUGUCUGCCUCCGACCGACCGUCACAUUCAAACAACCUCCAACUUACCACCACAACCACCUCCACUCGAGCCCCUUCCAGCCACCCCCGUUAUCUCCACGGGGCUGCCUGUUUGGGGCGUCUGUCCGUUUAGUGUAUCGCUUGUUGGGACUCUUCAGGAAACAGUAAAUUGGAAAAUUUGUCGCAUUGGAUCUUUUUACGACACCCCCCUUUAAAAUUGCAAUGUGUGUAUAAAUUUAUGAAUAAUAUGUCACUGAUUAGUAAUACGACAUAGUAAGGCGCAUUAUUAAUAAUUUAAAAGAAUUUCUCUCCUCCUUUCUGUUGUCCAUUCAAAUUUCUAUUAUUUGAAGAAAAAAAAUAAAUUUUCCGCACGCUUUCAUAAGGUGCUAAUUACUCUCCUCAUUCGGACUUGUUUUUUAGCUACCACCCGUCAUUCCAUUCAUAUUUAAGAAAUUUAUUAUGGUUAUCAUGCAUAUUUUGUAGUUUGUUACUCCGCAAUAAAUGUUCACAUAAAAUGGAGCAGCUGA
Molecule: messenger RNA, 1396 nt
Organism: Neocloeon triangulifer
Lineage: Eukaryota; Metazoa; Arthropoda; Insecta; Ephemeroptera; Baetidae
Product: ras-related protein Rab-1A
Exons: 6
Coding region: 145-753 (202 amino acids)
Molecular function (GO): GTP binding; GTPase activity
Source: RefSeq, a predicted model, not a curated record